UUUUUCUUCUUCUUCCUUAGAUUUCUCCUGGGUUCGAUUCAGAAGCAAAACCCAGCUUUUGUGAAAACUAGAAGGAUCAGAACGGUGUCGUUUUGGAAGCUCUCAGUCCGAAACCGGCGAAACGUUUCGUUUCUUCUUCACAAAUUUUGAUUUCCAAGCUUUAGAGAAUCCCCAAUCUCAAAUCUUGAUGAGAAGGUGAUAGCGGUUGAUCAUGGAGAAUAGUAGUCCACGGUCUGUGUCUUUUCGCACGCACCGAAGAGGCGAAAGGAGUGGUCUAAGCAUGCUUAGUAAAGAUGUUGAAGGUGGAGUUUUUCCAGGGAAGGUUACCCCAGAUUCUGCCAUGAAGAUUGUUUGCAAGAAGGGCGUUAUUCGAUUGCUUCUUGUUGGUGUCAUCUUGUGGGUGGUACUAAUUCUCCUCGCAACUUUGUUCCAUGUUUGGUCCUGCCACUCUUCUAUCUCAUUCUUAUCAGCUAUGUGCAACAAAAAUAGCACGGUAUUGGACAUGUUACGCAAUAUGGGAUUUGUAGCAAAACCACAACUGCAACACCGAUGUCCAAUUCCCGUUGCCAAUGAUCCUGAUAAGAUAGUUAUACCAGAGGGGAGAACUCCCGAUGAAAUCGUCAAAAAGCUAACCUAUGUUAUGGAGGAUGAGGCGGUAUCUGACAAAACUCAGUCAUCCCCACUAUUUGGAGGACAUGAAAGCUGGUCACAAAGAGAAGAGAGUUUUAGACUAAAACCAACCAUGAAGGUGCACUGUGGUUUCAUUCGAAAUGGUGGUGGUGACAUGAUUCCUGCAGACAUUGAAUAUGCUGAGAAAUGUAGGUUUGUGGUUGCAUCGGGCAUUUUUGAUGGUUAUGAUGUACCCCAUCAACCUUCAAAUUUGAGCCCCCGUUCUAAAAAGCUCUUCUGUUUUUUCAUGGUGGUGGAUGAGACGUCUCUUGAAUUUAUAAGUAAAAAUGUUACUGUCAGAGAGGAUAAUAAUGGGGGGAAAUGGGUUGGCAUUUGGCGUUUGGUUUUACUGAAGCAUCCACCUUAUGAUGAACCAAGAAGGAAUGGGAAGGUCCCCAAGAUCUUGACCCACCGUUUAUUCCCUAAGGCGCAGUACAGCAUUUGGAUUGAUGGUAAAAUGGAGCUCAUAGUUGAUCCAUUGCUUAUUCUGGAAAGAUAUUUAUGGCGUGAGAAGAAUACAUUUGCCAUUUCUCAGCACAAACAUCAUCACAGUAUAUAUGAGGAGGCAGAUGCAAACAAGCGGAGGAAACGAUAUGCUCGACCUCUUAUUGAUCUUCACAUGAAGAUUUACCGAUAUGAGGGCAUGGAGCCAUGGAGUCCGCAGAAGAAAACUAUUAGUGAUGUGCCAGAGGGAGCUAUUAUCAUACGGGAGCAUACUGCAAUGAGUAACUUGUUUAGCUGCUUGUGGUUCAAUGAGGUCGACCUCUUUACACCAAGGGACCAACUGAGUUUUGGUUAUGUUCUGUACAGGUUAGGGGAAUCGUUUAGGUUCUUUAUGUUUCCAAACUGUGAGUACUAUUCACUGUUUAUUUUGCAUCCACACAUAAGGGAGCAUUCCUCUCGCAUAGAGUGGGUAACUAGUUGGAGUCAGCUUAAGGGUAACGGAACCAUUAAGGAUAAGGGUAAGGAUUGGGACCAAGCUAAUGCAAAAAACGGUUUGGUAGAGAGUAGGGGAGGCUUAGGGUUAUGGACUCCUUAUCCUGCAAAUCUUGAUUCAGUUAUCCUGCCGCCUGUAGCAAGAACAUCAAAAGCUGGCUGAGCUACAACUGAAUUCAUUUGGUCAUUGUAAUGAACUUUUGAGUCCUAUUCUUUAUCUCAUACAUCCCAGAGGUGCCUCGUACAGUAUAUAAAAGGAAGAAGUAGAACCACGUGGUUUUGGCCUUCUGAAUUUCGGGGACAAGAGAUAACUAACAAGGAACCUGUCUGCAACCUUUUCAACAUCACUAAGUUCAGAACUGCAAGCAGAAUGAUCUGGAUAACAUUUGUUUGAUCUGUUUCAGUUUCUACGGAAAGUAGAGAACGAGUAAGAGAUUCAAUACACAGUUUUAGCCGCUGUUUCAACUUGUAUGGCAGAAAGAGAAUGAAAAUUAGACUCUUUUAACAUUUUAUUGUUUUUAUUUAGUAUGAGAAUUGAGAAACAUUGCAAGUUCGAUUUAUUGUCAUGAGCUUGCUUGUUCUUUUGUACUGAUUUUAGUAUGUAAAAGGGCAUCUCCAACAGAAUACUUGAACAAAGUUCAAUUAAACUUCCGUUAAAUUUUUUAGCUA
Molecule: messenger RNA, 2274 nt
Organism: Rosa rugosa (rugosa rose)
Lineage: Eukaryota; Viridiplantae; Streptophyta; Magnoliopsida; Rosales; Rosaceae
Product: probable hexosyltransferase MUCI70
Exons: 8
Coding region: 212-1768 (518 amino acids)
Source: RefSeq, a predicted model, not a curated record